AUUGACAUCACAUGUACAAGUUCAGAUGGACCUGAUAAGACGUCUAGAACAGUUCAAGUUGACCAUGGAUUGACAAAUAAGGAAAUGGCGUUCGACAGAUCAGCAACACUUCAUAAAGACUAACCGAGUAUGGCUGACUCAAGUGAUGAUGAUGAUUUUGGGCAGAAAUUGCCGCCUCUUCAUAUUUACCUGAAGCGAGUUCUUGACAAGUAUCCAGAAGGAGGACAGAUACUUAAGGAGCUUGUGCAGAAUGCCGAUGAUGCUGAGGCAACCAAGGUGAUCUUCUUGUUUGAUAAGUCACAACACUCCAAGGAUCAACUCUGGACAAGUGAGCUUGGUCAGUUCCAAGGUCCAGCCCUGUAUGCUUACAACGAUGCUGUCUUUAAACCGCCAGACUGGUAUAACAUCCAACAUCCUGAACAGAGUGGAAAGGUCGAUGAACUCACAAAGGUUGGGAGGUUUGGUCUGGGUUUCAUCUCUGUCUAUCACUUGACAGACCUUCCAUGCAUCCUGAGUGGGAAGACGAUUGGUUUCUUGGAUCCAAGAGAAAAACACUUCAACUACAAUCCUCACACCAACACCAAGUACAAGGGGAGACGAGGUAAGAAAUGGAAACUUAAUGCAGAGCUACUGUCGAAAUUCCGAGGACAGUUUUCUCCCUUUCUUGUUGACUUAUUCCGUUGUGCUGAAUCCAGUUUUGUGAAUGGUCAUUUUGAAGGAACUAUUUUCCGGUUUCCACUUCGUACAGAGGCUUCAGAAAUCAGUAAAAAUGUGUACACAGAUGACCAUCGAGUGCUUGACCUCUUCAGGUCUUUUGAAACAGAUUCUGAGCUGUCUCUACUUUUCCUAAAGCAUGUCCAAUCUAUUGAAGUUUAUGAAAGGGGUCAUAUUCAUGAGCAGCCACGACAAAUCUUCAAAGUACAUGUUACUCCUGGCGAUCGUCCACUCUUGACAAUUCAAAGACGAGACUUUUUGACACGAGUUCCAGAGAUGCGAGACUUUCAUACGGUGACAUGUAUGAAUAUAGAAAAGCAGACCGGUGCCGGCUCUUGCAUCAGCAGGUUCAUUACAGUGAAUGCCAUAAAGACAGAAAGUACCUCCCCUCAACUUCAACAACUCAUCAGUGACACUGAUCUGAAGUUAGUACCCUGGAUGGGUGUAGCCAUUCAGGUCGGCAUGUGUCAGGAUUCAGUAGGUGUCAGUAGGAGUGAUGGUCGAGUGUUCUGUUUCCUGCCACUACCUAGUAGUGAGCAAACUGGUUUACCUGUUCACGUUCAUGGCUAUUUUGGCCUUGGUGACAACCGUCGAGGCAUCAAAUGGCCAGAUCGAGAGUCUCGACAUGACAAGAAUGCCAUAUGGAACAAGCUUUUGGCAACUGAAGUAUUUCCUGAUGUCUACAGAAAAGUGGUUCUUGCUUCAAUAGAGAAAAGCAAAGAGGCAACUGAUCCAGUCAAACCCGAUGAUGUCUAUAGAGCCUGGCCACGUAAACAGAGCAUCAACGAGGAGUGGUCGACAGGUGUCAAAACAUUCCUGCAGAUGCUUAGGAAUGAUGCAAUCUUCUACACUGAUCACAAUGGUGGCUGUUGGAUGAAGGCAAACGAGGUAUACGUGGACACCCAAAAGAACCCUCUGCUUACUAAGAUACUAAAGCAUAAGGGACUUCCAGUCGCACAUCUUCCCAGCCAUGUUACUGCAUCUCUUCGCUGGGCAGGUGUCCAGUACCAAGAGAUAACACCCUCGGUUAUUCGUUCAUGGAUCCGGAAUGAUCCUCUCCAAUACCUAUCACGAGCUGAGAAGCUUCAACUUGUAGACUAUGUUACGAGUGACACACAAUCUGAUCUGACCAAUCUCUAUCUACUGCCAUUACAGGAUGGUACAUUUACUUUGUUCUCGCAAAGAUCACCCACAGUGUACAUUGCCAGCAGUAAGAAUCCGAGAGAUCUCAUUCCAAAUGCAGAGGCAAAGUUUGCUGCAAGUGACAUGCCAGUAGUGUUGAAAUCUCACCAAGUAUUAUCCUACACUCAGCUGAAGAACCUUGAGGUCGAUGAUAUACUACCACUACUUCACCAAAUACUUCCAAGUACCUGGACUAGAGGGACAGAUGUAAAGGUCAAGUGGACUCCAGGAUGCAACAAUCAUCCCUCCACUCAAUGGUUGACUGAGAUGUGGAACUGGCUGACAAAGAAUCAAAUCCCUCUUGAGAAAUUCAGAAGUAUUCCACUCAUUCCAAUGAUGAAUAACGGGUUCCUUGCAAAGAUGCAGGAAAAUCGCAUCAUAUUUCGCAAGCAAAUGUCAAGGUAUUUAAAUGCUUGUUUGACUGAGGGCAUUUGUCUGUUUCUUGAAAACGUUGGGGCAAUUGUUUUAUGUGAUGAUCUUCCGUCUUACAUAACCAGCCACAGGAAAUUGGACAGGUUCAUCCAAGCUCCGGAUCCUGAGGGAGUGCUGAACAUAUUGAUUGCACACAGACAAAAAGUCAACAUGGAGAGAUGUGUAACAGAGAUGAAAGCAAGAAGUAAAAAUGAGCUGAGAGGUUUAUUUUGCCAACUGCGAAAAGUUAGUAAAGAACAGAAAGAAGUUCUAAAACUCCUGCCUUUGUUUCUGUCAAAUGAUCAAAGUUUUCUAUCAGCAAAGCAAGGUGUGAGUGCAGUUCCAAGCAGUUUCUUUGGCAGCCCAGUCAAACGUCUGAAGAAGUGCCGAAUCAUCGUGGAUAGCUCUGAAGACAAUUUAGUAUCUCUGAUUGGUAUUCACAAGGAGGCAGCUUUUGAGUUUCUGCACAACAAUAUCCUUCCUUCUGUGGCCGAAAGAUUCUACACUGUCGACGAAUCCAUGACAAUUAUGUCUUGGGUGUUAGCAAACCAAGAAUAUGAUGGUUUAGUUCAGCACUUGAAGUUCAUACCCACUGCAGAUGACAAGCUGGCAAGUCCCUCUGAGCUAUUUGAACCAAGUGAUCAUCUUUUAUUGCUGCUUGGAUCUGCAAAUGUGUUUCCAGUCAAGGAAUAUUCAAAGGGUAAACUUCUCAAUCACCUGAAACGGGUCGGUCUGAAGAAUGAUUCUUAUGUCACGUCUAGUGAUGUGCUAAAUGUGGCAACCGAGGUGUCAAGAGGUGGAGAAAAGAGACAGGCAGACGUUGAGAGAGCUCACGUGCUCCUUAUCUACAUCAAUCGCUUCCCUCAUCUGUUAACUCAGAAUGUUUCCAGUAACAGGAUAACUAAGCCAUUGUACAAGUUCCUUGAAGAUUUGAAUUGGGUUCCAUGCGAGGGUUCAUCUCUAUCUCAGUACCCUGUCUCAGCUGGCUGGUAUGGUAAGAACAACACACUGUACUCCCCACGUCAAGUUGGGUUAAUUGAGUCAGCCAUGUUGCAAGGUUCUGUGGUGCCUCUCAUCAGGAUGCAAGGUAUUCGACAAGAGCUACUGAAUGUCUUCAACUGGAGUGCACAGCUUGAUCCAAGAAACUACCAGAAGGUUGAAAAUGUUGUGCACCAAUUGAAGAAUGUUGUGAGCAACUUUGUAUAUCCAGCCGGGAUACCUACCGUCUCCAAUGCAGUACAUGAGAUAUACGGGUUCCUUAGCAGAGCCUCAGACCAGCAUCUGAAUCACCUGUUCCCAACCAUUAUCACUUCAGAACCUUGGGUUUGGCAUGGCGCAGGGUUUACAACCCCUGACAAAAUGGCAAUAACUGUUGGGACACUUCGUAUUGAUCUGAAGCCAUACCUCUUCACUGUACCAGACAGUAUCAAACCACAUGAUAAUCUCCUUACUCGAUUGGGAGUUCGACAAACCUUCCAGGAAAGUGCACUCAGUGUUGUUCUGUCACAUAUUCAGAUGAAACACAAAGGGGAGCAUGUCUGUAAUGAAACAAGCAUUAACAGUGAUGUAGAACUGGUGCACAGUAUCUUGAGAUACAUUACGAACUUAGCCGAUUUUGAUUCCAAGACUUCAGACCUGCUAGUUCCGUGCAGGAAUUUAGGAACAAGUGGCAGUUGUCUCUAUAUGCUGGAAGCAUCCAAGUGUCUAUACGUAGAUGAGGAGAGACUAAUGAAACAAAUUUUUGAUGAAAAUGUCCUAGCAGAAUAUGACAGACGUGUUAUCCAUAAGUCGAUAUCCAAUGACUUGGCUCAAAGUUUGGGCGUUCAGCCAUUAAGUCACAUCUUAGCUCCAUCUGAGGCUAUAGAUUAUGGAUAUGAUUUGGCAGGUCCUCACGAGACUCCAAUAAAUGCUAUCAAGCGAAAUCUUGAUAUGUACAAGAAAGGUGUGGACAUCUUCAAGGAGUUGAUCCAGAAUGCUGAUGAUGCAGGAGCCACUGAAGUCAAAUUCCUCAUUGAUUGGCGCAGAAAUGAAGAAACCGCAAGUGAUCUUCUGAGUAGUGGAAUGAAAGCAUGUCAUGGGCCGUCGAUCUGGGCUUAUAAUAACGCAAGAUUCUCAAAGAAGGACAUCACAAAUAUCUGUAGUAUAGCAGCACAGAGCAAGAAACACAAGCUUGAUAAAGUUGGGAGGUUUGGAUUGGGCUUCACUUCAGUUUAUCAUCUCACAGAUGUCCCUAGUAUAGUCAGCGGACCCUAUGUGUUGAUUUGUGAUCCUAGAACCACACAUCUUGGAACUCGUAUACAGCCUGGGCAGCCUGGUAUUAAACUAGAUUUGACUAAUUCACGUCAUCACCUUACACUCAAAUCAUAUCCAAACCAGUUUCAACCUUACAAUGGAAUCUUUGGCUGCAACCUUGCUACAUCUACUGAUGAUGGAUUCGACCACACCUUGAUCAGACUACCACUACGUACACCCGAAGAAGCCAAUGAACAGCUGAACCAACUAGAUGAUGGUGUCUUUGAUUCAACAGAGGCAGUCAAACCACUGAUAGAAUCUUUGAAGAAGGCUUCCUCAACUCUGUUACUUUUCACUCAAAACGUUGUCCAUGUUAGUGUUCAUGAGCUUGAUUCUAAGAACCCAUGUGAAAUGAAAACAGUGAUGUCUGUUACACUGGAGAGGAUUCAACAGAUGCCUCGAUCAAUAUCAGGUCAAGGAGAAGACAUGAAAACACAACGCAAUCUCCUUGGGGCAACAGCAGCAUGCAAGGAGGACUCCAGUUUACCUGUCCCAGAGACAACAAUGAUUGUGAAGGUUACACAUGAGACAUAUGCAUCGAACAAAACCAAGAAGAAAUGUUCUCAAUUUGUCGUCAGUUCAUGCAUGGUGCAGGGUGAAAUCUUAGACUUAGCAGAAACAAAUGAUGGUUGCAGAGCAGGAGUUCUCCCUUGUGGUGGUGUCGCAGCUGAACUAGUCGCCGGUGUACAAGGACUUACAGUCAAACCUGUAGAUGGUAAAGCUUUCAGCUACCUGCCACUUGAAGUCUCAACAGGUCUUCCCUUUCAUGUCAAUGGCAAUUUCCUGCUGCAGCCCAAUCGUCGCCAGCUCUGGAGUAAGCCAUCAUCUUCAGAAGGUGAAUUCGAAGCACGUUGGAACAUUUGUUUAAUAAAGUCAGUCUUAUCCCGCGCACUUUUCAAUCUUCUCCAAGAUCUUCAAACUUUGCAGAGCCAGAAUGUCGUUGAUGCACGAGAUUUUCAGAGUUUGUGGCCAAGACAGUCGCAAUGCUCAAGUGAUUUUCGCUCAUUUGUUGAUACAUUUUAUCACACACUGGGCAGGGAUAUAGAUGCACCUGCUGUGAUAUUCAAUGGAAGUCAGUGGGUAGCAGUGCAAGACUGCUUUUUCACUGAAUGGAGCCAAUCUGAUUCAGAAGAUCUGAAAUCCAGCGUUAUAACACUCUUACGUCAGAAGCUACACGCAAAAAGCUGGGUCGAGUUGAAUUCAGAUGUGGUUUCUAGUAUUGCUAACGUGGGAGCAAACAUCCCCUUUGACAGCAACACCUUCAAUGUCAGUCGGUUUCUCCAAGAAGUUUUCUUUAAAAUGUUGGAGGAAGGAGCUGUUGAAUCUAGUCACAGAGACAACAUCAUUCUGCAUCUAUUAGAUCUUCGGCUGGGUGAAAGAAAGUUGACUGACUAUGAUGACUCUCUUAAGAACACCGACUGUAUUCCAUUUUCUCCAGACGAGGACGAUCUUGCAUCUCCUGAUAGGUUAGUCCAUCCAUUUACACUCAUUGGAUCUCUGUACAGUGAAAACGACAUUCUAUGUUUUCCUCAUGGAGAAGAAUACCGCCGGGAGGUCCGCCUUCUCUCCUUGAAAGAUCUAGGUAUGGCUUGUGAUGAUCUACCCUGGGAUGAUGUGUGUGAAAGAGCAGAAUCAAUCUCUAUGAACGAGGGGUAUGACCAGAAGAUUAAAAACAUUCUGAGGUUGAUUGGUGAGAAGUUGGGGAGACAAGAUACACCCACAGCUGAACAGAAGAAACGAAUCCAGAAUGCAAAGUAUCUUCCUGUGUUAUCAAAGCCUAAUGAUUACCCUUCUGUGUGGUGUAAGAGUGCCUUGAAGUUAAUGUCAGCAGCUUCUCUGUAUGAGUCCAGACACAUCCUCCUAAUUGGCUCUGUUCAACCUUUACUAGAUGAGGGUAGACUUGGAUCUGAAGCCUUGAAUCAAAAUGUGAAAGCCUUCCUUGGGUUUGUUGAAAAUGAAGUCAAAGUCGUGGACGUCAUUAAACAGCUCGAAAUUCUGAUCAAAGAAACGAAGAAAUCCACACAACAGACAUAUUCUAUGGCUCAAACAAUAUAUUCAUUUCUCCAAGAUGCAUUUUGCAGAGAUGAUGAUACAGACCAGAACAUUGACAGGCUUUGUUCUCUGCGAUUUAUUCUGUGUGAAGGUGAAUUCAGAGCUUGCAAGAAGUUUGCAUUUAGGUACAAUGGCAAAAGUGCACCCUAUCUGUUUGAAGUUCCUACUGAUUUACGUCGGUUUGAGACGCUGUUGAGACGUUGUGGUGUGAAACAACAUUUUGAGAUCGGAGAUUAUCUUCAAGUAUUACAUCUUUUGAAGACGGAAUUCGGAGACAUGGCUCUGACAGACGUAGCUGUCAGAACGGCAGAGGCGAUGACCUCAGAAGUUGUUACAAUAUGUCGCAGUCACCAGGCAGAUGAUAUGCAGCACCUAGACAUAGAUGUGAACGAAGAAAUGUUUGUUUUAGAUGACCAAUGCAUUUUGCAGAAGCCAAGUGAUCUUACUUACCAUGAUUUGUGGUGGGCAAGGAAAUCUGACAAUGAAGUUUACACUCAUGAUUCCCUAUCACAGAAGGCCGCAGAAACUAUCGGUAUCAAAACAACCAGACAGAAAAAACUUGAAAGAUGCUCUACCUCCAGUGGAUUCGAAUCCGAGUUUGGACAAAUGGAAAACCUGACAGACCGCCUAAGUAACAUCCUGAGAUCCUAUCCACAUGUUUCUGAUGUUUUGAAGGAGCUGUUACAAAAUGCUGAUGACGCUGGAGCUACGGAAAUACACUUUGUGUAUGACCCUCGCCAGCACAAGUCUGACAAAGUCAUAUCCAACGACUGGGCUGGUGUCCAAAACCUUCCUGCGUUGUGUGUGUACAAUGAUAAAUCCUUCACUGAAGCAGAUAUCAAGGGAAUUCAGAAAGUAGGGGUUGGUGGUAAGAGAGAGGAUAUUUCAACUACUGGACGAUUUGGAAUUGGCUUCAAUGCUGUCUACCAUCUUACUGAUUGUCCAAGUUUCCUGAGUAACAAGGACACUCUGUGUGUGUUUGAUCCUCUUCUGAAGUAUACAGAAAGAGCUGAUGAAACCUGCCCCGGUAGAAGGUAUAACACCAACGAAGAUUUCAGACAGAACUUCCCUGACAUGUUGUCUGGAUAUCUCGAAGAGGAAUUCAAAGAUCUUGAAGGAACGAUGUUUCGCUUCCCACUCAGAGCAAAGCCUUCUGAGAUAUCUGAAGAAUGCUUCAGCCCCGUCAAGGUAGAAAGGUUACUGGAUGAAUUUCAGAUUGUCUCGGAAGAAGCUCUGCUAUUCCUUAACAACCUCAAGAAGAUCACGAUCUCACGUGUCAAUAGUGAAACCAACAGACUGGAAGUGAAGUAUUCCACCAUGGCAACAUUUUCGGAUGUGGACAGGAAAAAACGUCCAAAACUAUCUGAACAUGUCAAGCUGUUCAAAAACAAUCCGCAUGAAAUCAUUCCAUCCAUGUGUCAAGUCUACAGCCUUGUCAUUCAAGACUCUUCGGAGGGAAAGGAAAAGUGGAUGGUGUCACAAAUGCUUGGAUUUGAAGGAGUCGCAGGUAUCAAGGGGUCAGAAGAUCGUCUUCCCAGAGGAGGAGUAGCAGCUCUCUUAAGUGGUAAAAGAGUUGAGAGUGUCCAACAUAGACAGCACAGAGCAUACUGUGUUCUUCCUUUACCCAUCCACACUGAACUACCUGUGCAUGUAAAUGGCAUGUUUGAGCUGGAUUCUUCAAGGAGAAAUCUUUCUAAAGGUGAUGAUUACGCAAUGGAGGAACAGAAAGCAGAGGAUGAUGAUCGACUCAUUCACAAAUGGAAUCGUAAGCUGAUUAAAGGUGUCAUUGCUCCGGCUUAUGCUAAACUGUUGGUGGAAGCAGGCAAGAAAAUUCCUCUUAAGGAUAAGGGGACAUCAACAGUCCAAAACCUUAUUUCGUUUUAUGACGAUCUUUUUCCAAAGAAUUUAAACAACUUAAAAAACGAAUGGCAUUUAGUUGCCAAGGCCACACUUCAGAACAUCAGUCAGAAUAACUUGGAAGUGCUACCUGUUGUUUGUCAGAAGGGUAAGGGGACACAAGUAACCUGGCACCAUGUUAACACAGCUACAAGCUUAGCAUACUUUGACGACCUGAGCAUGUAUGACAAACCCCAAGUUGCAUCGUCUGCUGAAGUAGAAACAAAAAAGACAACCUCAAGGUCCACCAUCCUGAGAACGUUUUUACUAAAAGUAGGCUUCAAGUUGUUAGCAAGUUCGGUUGAACUGUGUGAAGCAUUCCAAUCUAUUGAUGUCCAAGCAGAGUUUGUGUCUCCCAAAGCAGUUGUGAAGCACCUUUUAUGUAACCCUUUAAUUGAUCAUUCUUCAUCAGUCUCUUUGACUGAAACAGCUUUCCAAGACAGUCGCACUUUCUCCACGAUGUUCAAGUACUGCCUGGAGGGUAUCACACAUUCAAUUGAUCUGAAUGGUCUCCCGUUGCGUCUCACGAAUGACAACAAGGUUGGUGUGUUUACUACACUAGAUGGACUGUACGUAAGCUCGCAUUGUAAUGUGCUUCCCAACUUGAAACAGCUGUUUCUUCACAAGGAACUUGUCCAUUUAUGUCUCAAUUGGCUUUAUCAGAACAAAUCAGAAGACGAGGCUUACACCAGUGGGAUUUUCAAGAAGUUCACCAUCUCUGAACUUGCUGUGCACUUGAGAAGCUACCUGCCUGAAGAUUGGCAAGGAUGUACUCAUCACGUAGAAUGGGCACCCAUUGAAAAUGGACAUCCGCCUGCAUCAUGGAUUAGAAGCGUGUGGGAGUUCAUCUGCAGUGAAACGGAGAAAAAUGUGCAAACUUGUCUACAGCCCAUCCAAGAUUGGCCUUUAUUCCCUACAACAUCAGAGAAACUGGUAUCACCUGCAAUGUCUAAAACCGUCCUGUUCCUUCAUGGUUUCUGUGACACACAAUUCCGUGAGAAAGUCACCAAAGUACUGCAGAAGUUGGGUGUUCCAGAACUUGAUGUGAAGCAUAUGCCAAUGAUAUUAUCAACUUUAACUGAGCUUUUGAAGAACUACUUAGCUCUGCCUGUUAAGCCAGAUAGUGUUGUAGAUGUCAUCAAGUUCAUGUUGGCCACAGAUGGUGAGAUUGGAAAGCUCCCACUCUUAGAAAGUUCAGAUAUUGAUACGUUGCUCCAGUAUCUUCAAGAGGGAUGUGACUCCUUUUCUGAGGAGAACGUCCAAACCAUCAAGAUGUUGCCAAUUUUCAAACUCCCUAAUGGCAAGCUUACCAGUCUUCAGUCCUUCGAACACUGUCAUACAAUUGAAGGCUAUAGUUUACUUGAGGCUGAAGCAGAAACGUGGAUGGUCCACAUGAAUUGUGUGUUCUUGCAUCCAAGUCGACAUUUGAAUUUGAUUCAUAGUAAACUUGGUAUCUCCCCCAUCACACACGCUGAUGUUUACUUAAAGUUCAUACUUCCAAGUUUCAACCAACUCACCAUGGACUCCAAGGUCUUGCAUCUAAAGAACAUUGAACACAAAGUAAUGCGCGGUGCUUCUUCUGGUGAGCGAAAAGCCAUCAUAAAGACCCUUUCUCAAAUCUCGUUCAUUCCUGAUAGAGAAGGUACAUUAAGAACUGUGGAGUACUUUUUUGACCCAGAUAAUGCAAUCUUCAAAGCUAUGGUAGAUCCAAAUAAGUUCUUACCUGAAAAGAUGAGACAUCUGACGUUAUUCCUAUCUCGGCUUGGUCUUCAUACUGAAGUCACUCAGGUGUUGUUUGUUGAGUUUGCCAGGACAAUAGAAUCAGACGCGAAAGCAGUCACCAACGGCACCAAACUGAAGGAGCUCUGUGAAGCCUCAAGGCUUCUUACGGCUGAACUACGCUGUAACAAGAGGCUAAAUGAUGCAUCAUUCCUUCGUGGAGUUUCAAAAAUCAAGUUUAUUCCUUCAGUUCCAAUAAAGCAAGAAUUGAUCGACAUUCAUCCUGCUGUAUCUGAUGGUCAAGAGCUGCGUCCAUUCCUUGCAUAUCGAGGAUCAAUGCCUGAAAGAUAUGUAGAACUUGUGUGGUCAGUUGCCAAGCUUCUACCGAGAUGGUCCAUACCAUCAGACACACACAUCGACGGAGGAGUCCUCAUGCAUGAUUGUCUUGGCAUUCAAAAUAAAGUUGUUAUCGAAAAAGCUCUGAGUCACACUCAACAAGUUUGCUGUCGUAUGGUUGAAAAGAAUGCUAUCCACAAGGAAGACACGCUGCCACUUAAAGUGAGAGAUACAUUUAAGAAGGUCAUGUCAAUGAUUUGCAAGUAUCUUCAAGAUAAUAUAACAGACCAUGGAGAGGAACUACAGCGUCGUUUACACCACACUGCUCUCUGCUUGGUUGAUAAUGGAAAAGUCCUCAUCAGAGCUGAUCAAAUGGUCUUUGAUAUGAUGGACCAAGAAGAGGAGAGUCUUAGGCCAUAUUUGUACAAGGCACCGAGGGAGUUAUCAGAAUUUGAUGCUCUUUAUAAAUUACUUGGAGCAGAAAGAAAUUGUACUUUCGACCAGUUAGCUGGAGUUUUGUCGACCAUCAAGACAGAAUGCAAAGAUGAAAUCCUUGAUCCAAAUGAGAUCAAGUCAGCUCUGGGUGCUGUGACAGCUCUUUUCACACUACUUGAAAAUACCAAAGGGAAAUGUAAGAUAACAGUCACUGAGCUGUACCUUCCCAGUUCUAACAAUCUUCUGAGGAAAGCCUCAAAUCUGUAUUAUGCAGAUCCACAUCUGAUGGAUAAGAUGAAGCUAGCGUCAACUGAUAAAGAGUUUCUUAUUCCACUUAAGCAAUGCGGAUUUGAUGUCAAUGAUGAGGUGAGUCUGAUUGAGCUUCUUCCUGAAUCAUUACGGCCGAAGAAUCUGGGGAAUGAGAUGCAUGAAAAUGUAUGUGAAGAUAACGAAGACUGCCCUGCUGGACAAGAUUGUCCAUAUCUAGAACAUAUCAAGAGGAUGGUGAACUCAGUGGAGAUGACACGAGUGCUGUUGAGACUUCUUCAGCAUCAACUAGAAAAACCACCAGACGCAGAUAAAACAAAAAGUGCUAAACUGCUUCAGAAGUUCAGUAACUUCUGCUGCAAGACUGAACUGAAACUUGGCUUGUAUGACUCAAAUGGGGCAUUAAUUACAAGUAGACCAAAGUCAGUACCAGCAUAUUUUAACAAAGACACUAUGACAAUAUACUUGGAGCACGUGUGUCGUACUGCAAAGAUUAGAUGUCUAACCUUCAGUCUUAUUGCACAGUACUGUGGUGCCGUGAUGGGAGAUUUGCUGGACUCUGAACACCUAGGUUUCCUACAAAAUGCUCUUGACUGCGAAAAUCCUGAUGGGAUGAAUACAAUCCUAUCCACGGCCGACAUUCCAGAGUAUGACACCGGUGCACCAGGCUCACACACAAACAGGCAAUACCGUUUGGGGGCUCUUAUUCAAAAAGACAUAAGACAUCUUCUUGAUCAAGAUCCUUACAACCGGCUAUAUAAAGGCGAGAUUGUGGGUUACGAGCGUUCAUUUGAAGAUGUACAUCAAGCUCAUGAAAACACUGCCUCGGGAUCAGCAGGAUCUUUUAGUCUGGAGUCAGACCACUCAUCAGACGAAGAUACAGAGAUAGUCUUUGCCAAAAUUGUCGAACAGAUUGGCGAGAGUGAUGCGUCUUCCAGAUUGUCCAAACAAUACAGAAUUGACAUCGGGCUCAAAGAACCCAUCAUUGUCAAAGUAACGUCACUCUAUAAGUUUCUGCGACCUAAGGAAAAACCUGACCUGACUGUUGUUCCCUUCACUGGCGACCCAACAGCUGAAGUUCCAUCGAUGCCAUCUGACGAGCCACUGCCAGAUAUUUUCGAAAACUACCGAGACAAAAUUAGGGAGGAGAUAAACGAAGCCUUCGAACUACCAGAAGAAGAGAGGAAAAGAGCCAUUAGGCGUCUUUACCGUAAGUGGCAUCCAGAUAAGAACCCUGGCAGGGAAACACUUGCAAACGAAGCGUUUAAGUUCCUUAAAGCGGAAAUUGAAAGACAUGAAAAUGGAUCCAAAUACCAAGAGAAAUAUUCCCAAUGGGACAAUGAUGUCAGGAGGGACAGAGAAGACGCCAGCCACUAUCAAAAGAAGUACCAAGAUCAUUUCCAGCGUAAUAGAAGAAGAGAAAGAGAAGACUACUCAACUGGCUUCGUUCCACCAUCCUUUAGCAAAGAUACCCCUGACCCUCGCAGCGCAAGGUUGUGGUUCCGACAGGCUGAAGAGCACUUCCUCGCUGCGGAGUUGAAUAGAAACUUGCCAACCCAUGUACCGUGGAUUGCCUUUCAGAUCCAUCAAGCAGCAGAAAUGGCUCUCAAAGCAGCUCAGUUCAGUCUCGACGGUCGUCCUGAUAAGAGCAGUAAUGACUUGACAUCUCUAGCACGGAAAGUCUGUCAACACCAAGAUGUGACGUCAAUGGAGGUGUUGACGGUAGUAGGUGAAUUGAUUCGUCUUGGUUGUGACUUCAGCAAACCCCGAAAACCUCAAACCCGAAGCUCAAGGACAAGUGGACAGGCUUAUAAAGAUUUCGAGGUCAGUAAUGCCCUUAAGCUUUGUCGAGAGUUGCUCGUCCUCGUGAGGGAUAUCGUUGGGAUAAAGGUAUUUUGAAAUUGCUUGUAAAUGUAUGUUUGAAUUGAUUCCCGAUGUUAAACUAAAUUUACUCAGAUUCGAUGUAUAAAAUAUAAGUGAUAAGUGGAAUUUAAGUGAUAGAUGUUGACAUUUUGUUGAUAUCGAUGUCUUGUUUGACACUCCUACAAUGACACAAUACAUAACCCUUAAUGUAAUUAUCGCUGUGAGGUUGUUUGCCGGGCUAAGGGUAAGCCUACAAUGACACAAUACAUAACCCUUAAUGUAAUUAUCGCUGUGAGGUUGUUUGCCGGGCUAAGGGUAAGCCUACAAUGACACAAUACAUAACCCUUAAUGUAAUUAUCGCUGUGAGGUUGUUUGCCGGGCUAAGGGUAAGCCUACAAUGACACAAUACAUAACCCUUAAUGGAAUUAUCGCUGUGAGGUUGUUUGCCGGGCUAAGGGUAAGCCUACAAUGACACAAUACAUAACCCUUAAUGGAAUUAUCGCUGUGAGGUUGUUUGCCGGGGUAAGGGUAAGCCUACAAUGACACAAUACAUAACCCUUAAUGUAAUUAUCGCUGUGAGGUUGUUUGCCGGGCUAAGGGUAAGCCUACAAUGACACAAUACAUAACCCUUAAUGUAAUUAUCGCUGUGAGGUUGUUUGCCGGGCUAAGGGUAAGCCUACAGUGACACAAUACAUAACCCUUAAUGUAAUUAUCGCUGUGAGGUUGUUUGCCGGGCUAAGGGUAAGCCUACAAUGACACAAUACAUAACCCUUAAUGGAAUUAUCGCUGUGAGGUUGUUUGCCGGGGUAAGGGUAAGCCUACAAUGACACAAUACAUAACCCUUAAUGUAAUUAUCGCUGUGAGGUUGUUUGCCGGGGUAAGGGUAAGCCUACAAUGACACAAUACAUAACCCUUAAUGUAAUUAUCGCUGUGAGGUUGUUUGCCGGGGUAAGGGUAAGCCUACAAUGACACAAUACAUAACCCUUAAUGUAAUUAUCGCUGUGAGGUUGUUUGCCGGGGUAAGGGUAAGCCUACAAUGACACAAUACAUAACCCUUAAUGUAAUUAUCGCUGUGAGGUUGUUUGCCGGGCUAAGGGUAAGCCUACAAUGACACAAUACAUAACCCUUAAUGUAAUUAUCGCUGUGAGGUUGUUUGCCGGGCUAAGGGUAAGCCUACAAUGACACAAUACAUAACCCUUAAUGUAAUUAUCGCUGUGAGGUUGUUUGCCGGGAUAAGGGUAAGCCUACAAUGACACAAUACAUAACCCUUAAUGUAAUUAUCGCUGUGAGGUUGUUUGCCGGGCUAAGGGUAAGCCUACAGUGACACAAUACAUAACCCUUAAUGUAAUUAUCGCUGUGAGGUUGUUUGCCGGGCUAAGGGUAAGCCUACAAUGACACAAUACAUAACCCUUAAUGGAAUUAUCGCUGUGAGGUUGUUUGCCGGGGUAAGGGUAAGCCUACAAUGACACAAUACAUAACCCUUAAUGUAAUUAUCGCUGUGAGGUUGUUUGCCGGGGUAAGGGUAAGCCUACAAUGACACAAUACAUAACCCUUAAUGUAAUUAUCGCUGUGAGGUUGUUUGCCGGGGUAAGGGUAAGCCUACAAUGACACAAUACAUAACCCUUAAUGUAAUUAUCGCUGUGAGGUUGUUUGCCGGGGUAAGGGUAAGCCUACAAUGACACAAUACAUAACCCUUAAUGUAAUUAUCGCUGUGAGGUUGUUUGCCGGGCUAAGGGUAAGCCUACAAUGACACAAUACAUAACCCUUAAUGUAAUUAUCGCUGUGAGGUUGUUUGCCGGGCUAAGGGUAAGCCUACAAUGACACAAUACAUAACCCUUAAUGUAAUUAUCGCUGUGAGGUUGUUUGCCGGGAUAAGGGUAAGCCUACAAUGACACAAUACAUAACCCUUAAUGUAAUUAUCGCUGUGAGGUUGUUUGCCGGGCUAAGGGUAAGCCUACAAUGACACAAUACAUAACCCUUAAUGUAAUUAUCGCUGUGAGGUUGUUUGCCGGGGUAAGGGUAAGCCUACAAUGACACAAUACAUAACCCUUAAUGUAAUUAUCGCUGUGAGGUUGUUUGCCGGGCUAAGGGUAAGCCUACAAUGACACAAUACAUAACCCUUAAUGUAAUUAUCGCUGUGAGGUUGUUUGCCGGGCUAGGGGUAAGCCUGAUAUCAAUUAAUAGUAUAGAUACCAAACCUUUUAUAACAUAAUUAUAUUGUAAUGCAGUCGACGUGUUACGCCUUUUUGAGUUCGU
This is a messenger RNA of Asterias rubens (European starfish), 15423 nucleotides long. Its product is annotated as sacsin-like. The record is from RefSeq and is a predicted model, not a curated record. Lineage: Eukaryota; Metazoa; Echinodermata; Asteroidea; Forcipulatida; Asteriidae. Gene Ontology annotation, molecular function: Hsp70 protein binding.